AAAAAAGACGUAUAGGAGUACUUCGCGUGGUGUCCUCGUCCUCUUCCCUCUUGCCGUGCCCAUCCCUGUCCCAAUCAAAUUGAUCGAUUCAUCGCCCGCAACGCCGCAGCAGCUGCAGCAGCCGGCAAGCAACAAGGCGAGAUCGUUCGUCGGACUCGCAGGCGCAGUUACUGAAGAUACAGUAUGACUUCUCUGGACACCGUGAGAGGAGAUCUUGCCCUGGUUAUUUUGUACCUAAACAAGGCUGAGGCAAGAGAUAAAAUCUGCAGAGCGAUACAGUAUGGAUCAAAGUUCCUGAGCAAUGGAGAACCAGGGCCUGCACAGAAUGUCGACAAGUCAACUAGUCUGGCUCGGAAAGUUUUCCGGCUUUUUAAGUUUGUCAAUGAUCUCCAUGCUUUAAUUAGUCCUCCUGCCAAAGGAACUCCACUUCCACUGAUCUUACUCGGGAAGUCGAAGAAUGCGAUGCUGUCAACUUUCCUCUUCCUGGACCAAAUUGUGUGGGCUGGGAGGACAGGAAUAUACAAGAACAAGGAGCGAGCGGAGUUCCUUGGAAGGAUAGCAUUUUAUUGCUUCCUCGGUUCAAACACCUGCACAACCAUUAUCGAGCUAGCUGAGCUCCAACGGUUAUCUGCUUCAAUGAAGAAGCUAGAGAAGGAGCUGAAACACCAAGAGUUGUACAAGAAUGAGCAGUACCGGAUGAAGCUGCAGAAGUCGAACGAGCGGCUGCUGGCCCUCAUCAAGUCGAGCCUCGACAUCGUGGUUGCCGUGGGGCUGCUGCAGCUGGCGCCCAAGAAGGUGACCCCUCGUGUCACGGGCGCGUUUGGUUUCGCCAGCUCGCUGAUCGCUUGCUACCAGUUGCUUCCAAGCCCACCAGCGAAGAGCAAGUGAGUACACGACGGCGGCGGCUGCUGCAUAUGCAGAGAUCGGCUUGGUGCGUCGACGAUUUGAUGGAUGGCAUCCUUGUCAGCAGGAAAUAAUUCCCGGAUGGAACUCUCAGCUCUGCGUGUAGCGUGUACUAGUAGGUCGGUUGCCACGCAAGGUGGCGGUAACCACGGCAAUUGUGGUGUCUGUUCUGGUGGACUAAUCAUAAAUAAUCAUAUUGUUGAUGGUUUGGUUGGUUGGUUAUGUAGCUUGAAGGCACAGUGACCUGUGGCAGAAUAAAGAAAAUAGCCACCUGUGAAAACGAUUCGUGUUAUAGCAUCACCAAGUACUAGCUUUCAUUUUCUAUCGGGUGUAAAGCUUUGAUACUGUUGA
Sorghum bicolor (sorghum) is the source of this 1254-nucleotide messenger RNA. Its product is annotated as peroxisomal membrane protein 11-5. Bases 184 to 888 code for a protein of 234 amino acids. Gene Ontology annotation, cellular component: peroxisomal membrane. The transcript has 8 exons. Gene Ontology annotation, biological process: peroxisome fission; regulation of peroxisome size. Lineage: Eukaryota; Viridiplantae; Streptophyta; Magnoliopsida; Poales; Poaceae. The record is from RefSeq and is a predicted model, not a curated record.